This is a messenger RNA of Medioppia subpectinata, 498 nucleotides long. Lineage: Eukaryota; Metazoa; Arthropoda; Arachnida; Sarcoptiformes; Oppiidae. The record is from the annotation of a GenBank genome assembly.
UUGGCCCAAUUGCGCAAAGCCAACAGAAUUGAAUGGGUGCCACAGGAGGGUCCCUACCCUAUAGAUCAAAAGCCUUUAUUCAAAGAUGUGGGUAAAAGAAGUUUUGUAUAUAUGAGCUAUUAUUCGGCAAUCUUUGACCGAAAGUAUAUUAAUCUGGAAUACAAUUUAGAGAUUUCCGAUGAAAAAGGUUUUCCCGCAUUAAUAGCCUUUCCUGUGGCCAAAAAUCACACCAAAUCCCGACAGUUAUUGCUUAAAAUACUAAACAUUAUGGUCGAGUCGGGUAUUAAUGUAGAGAUGGAGGAGAUGUCUAAAUUAGGCAUUAUUAUGGAGGGCCACAACCUAUACGAUGACUAUAGGAACCGUACAAACAGUUCCCAUCACCAAGAUGAGGCGUCAGAUAUUAAAUUUGAACUAAUCAUUGUGCUACUAAUAUCAUUGUGCACCCGCCGUAAGCAUUAUGUUCAACCGAACUUGAUCAACCAAAGUUUGCACCAGCAU